Pectinophora gossypiella (pink bollworm) is the source of this 1530-nucleotide messenger RNA. Its product is annotated as nucleolar and coiled-body phosphoprotein 1-like. The transcript has a single exon. NCBI's taxonomy places the organism in Eukaryota, Metazoa, Arthropoda, Insecta, Lepidoptera, Gelechiidae. The record is from RefSeq and is a predicted model, not a curated record. Bases 1 to 1530 code for a protein of 509 amino acids.
AUGCUCCAGAAGCAGCGGUCGACGUCGCUCGAGAAGGAGCGGGCUGAUGAUCAAUGCUACGUGAAGAAUUCUUCGUUCUUGAGUCGUGAUAUCGAGGCGCAGAAGGUGAAGGAAAUAGCGUCCAAGAUUGGUAAGGAGUCGCCGCCAAAAACUGCUUCGCCGCCGAGGAAGGCCGCGUCCCCGCCGAAGAAAGAAGCCUCCCCGCCGAAGGGCGCCUCGCCCCCGAAGGAGGUCACGUCCCCACCAGCAGCAGUCUCCUCCUUCAGACUCAAGCGAGCCGAUUCCAAAGCUGACGAAAACUCGGUCGUCGCUAGGGCGAGCAAAAUAGAAGCCGCCUGUUCGCCUCCUAAUAAGGAAGUCACUUCUCCCCCCGUGUCCGCGGCCAAAAUCACCAGGACCAACUCGAAGGAAAAUUCUUGCCCUCCAAAAGUACCGAAGAGAGAAAAUUCUCUAAACAAAGAGCCUCCCAAAGUAGAAAAGUUGCCGUUGGUUUCUGAGAAAGAAGUCGGACUGGACAGUAACAAAAAUACUGUAGACAAUAAUUCUAAAGUAGAAACUCCCGCAUCUUCGAAGGAAGAAGAAUCCAAUGGGGUCGGGGACAAAAUCAAGAAGUUUGAGAAGGCGGCCGAGGAUGCGACCGGCACUGUAGGCCGCCUGUCCCGGCCCGGCUCCGUGCGCGGCAGGGCGCGCGCCUGCGAAGCCAGGGAGGACUUCCCUCCGCCCGCCACACCCUUCAAAGACAACGUGCACUUCGAUCUAGGUCCAGCAGAUAAACCGGAAACUAACUUCACGGAACGACAAGGUAUCAUGAAGAAUAACACCGUCACUCCCAAAUGGCAGCGCAGCGAGAGCCACGAAGAAAGAGUUAUUCAGAAACCUGAACCCCAAAAGAUUAUAAAGCCAGAAUUCAAACCAAUGCCGUCGCCGGUCGACGUGACCAUCCGCUCGCCGAGCCUCGGCGCGAAGGUCCCGGACCAGUUCCCGUCGCACGGCACCGCGUUCCGCAACGUCGCCUCGCCCGACCAGGCCCGCACCGUCAAGUUCAACGAAGAAGUAAAUACUCACAAUAACCUCAAGCCCUGCAAAUUGAAAACUAAAGAGAAGUACUCCGUGAGCAAGGGGUCGAGCUACUUCACGAGAGGGUCCGAGGAGAUCUGGCUCGUGAAGAAGAAAGAUAUAGAGGAGAUCGAGGAGCGCGUGCUGGACUCGUUCCGCCGGGCGGGCGGCAACAUCUGCAUGAGGAGCGAGUCGAUGCGGCCGGCCUCGGACGGCGGGCAGGGCGCGUCGUUCUCGCACGCCACCAUGGGGCGCAGCAAGCGGCCCGCGUACGCGCGCAGCGAGUCGCUGGACCCCGCGGGCGCGGCCGCGCGCGCCCACACGCUGAAGCGGCAGACGUCGGUGGCGUGCACGUGCGGCCACGACAAGAAGCCGCGCGCCAGGAGCGCCGGCCAGGACGCGCCGCGCAUGCGCAGCCGCUCGCACGGCGACGACCAGCCCGCCGUGCUCGACAAGUACGAGACCCUCGUGUAG